Molecule: messenger RNA, 1700 nt
Organism: Syzygium oleosum
Lineage: Eukaryota; Viridiplantae; Streptophyta; Magnoliopsida; Myrtales; Myrtaceae
Product: 7-deoxyloganetin glucosyltransferase-like
Exons: 2
Coding region: 77-1534 (485 amino acids)
Molecular function (GO): UDP-glycosyltransferase activity
Source: RefSeq, a predicted model, not a curated record
AAGGAUCAAUAAACCAGGCCGAGUUGAACUCAUCUUUAAAAAGUCAUUUGAAUCAUCAUUCUCUGGUGAGAAGAGAAUGGGUUCCGCCGGACUCGAAUCGGCCACAAAGCCACACGCAGUUUGCAUUCCACUCCCUGCACAAAGCCACAUCGGGGCCAUGCUCAAGCUAGCAAAGCUCCUCCACCACAAGGGCUUCCACAUCUCCUUUGUCAACACCGAGUUCAAUCACCGACGGCUCACCAGAGCCCGAGGCCUCGAGUUCGUGAAUGGAACACUGAGCAACUUUCAGUUCCUGACAAUCCCCGAUGGUCUUCCUCUUUCGGACGCGGAUGCGAUUCAGGACAUCCCGGCGCUCUGCAACUCGACGAGGAACUAUAUGAUCGGCCCCUUCAGCGAUCUCGUAUCGAGCCUGGGCUCGAACCCGAGUGUCCCUCCGGUGACUUGCAUCGUCUCGGACGGUUUCAUGACGUUUACGACGAGUCCUGCGGCUUCAAAAUUUGGGAUUCCACUCAUACACUUGUUCACUAUACCCGGCUGUGCCCUCAUGGCGGUGAAACAUUUGCGAGCCCUCGGAGAAAACGGUCUUGCACCACUCACAGAUGAAUCCCAAUUGAUGAACGGGUAUGGGAACACCCUUAUCACCUGGAUCUCGGGAAUGAAAAACAUGAGGCUGCGCGACAUGCCUCACUUCAUCCGAAUCACUGGCUCCGAUGACACCUUGUUCAACUUCCUUGCCGACACUGGCAACAAGACAGGUAACGCCACGAUGACCAUUGUCCACACCUUCGAGGCACUUGAGCCGGAUGUGCUACAUGCCCUCUCCUCAAUGAUCUCUAGGGUUUAUACGGUUGGACCACUCCACUUAAUGAUCGAUCAAAUCGCUCGAGAAAAUUUUUUCGCCUCGAAGCACAUUGAGUGCAAUCUCUUGGAAGAGCACAACGAGUGCCUUGAGUGGUUGGACUUGAAGGAGCCUAAGUCCGUGAUCUAUGUGAACUUUGGGAGUAUAGCAUUCAUGACACACCAACAGUUGGUUGAAUUUGCGAUGGGAUUGGCCAAUAGCGAUCAAUGUUUCUUGUGGGUCUUGAGGCCUGAUGCAGUGAAUGGAGACACGGCGAAUCUUCCUAGAGAGUUUGUUGAGGAAACAAGAGAGAGAGGCUUUUUAUCAGGGUGGUGCCCGCAAGAGAAAGUGUUGGACCACCCUUCAGUCGGAGGUUUCUUGACGCACUGUGGCUGGAACUCGACUAUUGAGAGCUUGUCAGCCGGAGUUCCGAUGCUGUGUUGGCCAUGCUUCGGAGACCAACUGACGAAUUGCAAGUAUAUAUGUGAUGAUUGGGGGAUUGGGUUGGAGAUGGAUAGUAAUGUGAAGAGAGAUGCAAUGGAGAGGCUUGUGAGGGAGUUGAUGGAAGGAGAGGUGGGGAAGAAAAUGAGAAGCAAGGCCAUGGAGUGGAAGAAGAUGGCAGAGGAAGCUGUUGGUGAAAAAGGGUCAUCUUCCAUGAAUUUGGACAAGUUGCUGGACGAAGUUUUAUCUAAAUAGUGUAAUUUGACAUUUUUCUUUAUGCGCUAUAUUUCCUCCAUUUAUGGUCGAAGAAGAAGACUUUCUUCAAUAAAGUCCUUUGAUUAAUUGAGUUAUACAACUGAAAUGAAAUAAAAGAGUGUGUUUUCCGUCCUGAAUGGUGAAAAUAGCUCUUAUUGGUAUACAA